AUGCUCAAGUUCUUCGGCGGGGUGUCGCAGCCGCAGGACCAGACCACGCCCAAGGCAUCCGACCAGCGCAACCCGUUCGACUUUCUCUCGCCGGCGUCGCGCAGGCCGUCGUCGCAGCAGACGCCAGCAGCAGCACAGGGCAGCAGGACCCCCGUCGGGCAGCGGGCGUCGAGCAGCCAGGGCCACAACUCGCCCACGGGCAGCAGCAGCCAGCCGCACAGCGCCCAGAGCCUCACGCCCCAGCCACCGACCCCGGGCGCGUCGACACCCGUGACGCCAGGAGGGACGAGGAGCCAGCCCACCACCGUCUUGCUCGAGGCGGUGUCGACGAACUCUUCUUUCCAAGAGCACGCGCAGAAACUGACGCAGCUCCCUUUGCUUUACUUCUGCUCCCCGUAUCGAUUCCAUCCGACCUUGGUCCCGUGCGACCCCUCUUGCGCCCAACCCACCCUCCUUCGCCUCGGCUCGUCUCGCUCCUUUCUCGCACCUUCCUCGCACCUCAUGCCCGACGUCUCUGCCAUGCGGAACGACACUCCUGCGACCGGUCCACCACGGCGCACUCGUCGUUCGGCGUUUACCGACACCUCGACUUGCACCCCCUCGUCGUCCUCGUCGGACUCGGCAUCCGCCUCGACGGCCACCUCGUCACCCAUGACCUCUCCCUCCGUCUCUGCGCGCUCACACUCGACCUCCCCGCCGCUUCCGCCCGUCUCGCCCCCUCCCUCCGCCUCGACAGCCAUCUCACGCACCGAACCCGACUUCUCCUUCAAGACCCAACCCUCGUCCCUGACACGCUCGAAACACCCCUCCCAAUCCGCCCCGCGCGGCAAACUCGUCGUCAAACUCAUCCAGGCGCGACACCUCUCGCCUCCGUCUUCCGCUUCGAGACCGUACGUCGUCGUCACCUUUGAUCAGAACGAGUUCGUCUCGCGCGAACCCGUCCAUGAGGAGGGCGAGGAUGCGAUCGGCGUCGCCAAGCCGAAACCCCCGACGUUGCUGGCGCUGCAGGAGCAGGGCAAGCCCGAGGGAUUGAGGCCGAGCAUGUUGCCUGCGACACCAGGGGGCGGUCCGAACCCCGGCGAGAAGGGGAAUGAGACCGCUCGAGUCGCCGAGGCAGGCUCGUCGGCGUCCUCCAAGGCGAUGGCGAUGCCGGUCGAGGGAACGCGCGCGCACGGAGGAGCGAUGAGCAAGUCGCCUUCUAGCAUGCUCGGGCGGUCACUGGAGGAAUACCGCAACGGCGCCGUCGCAGCUGGGACGUCGUCCGACCUCGGCGGGCGAGCGACGAGUCCGAGACCGUCGAGACCGGCGCUGUCGCCCGUCAACACGACUGUCUGGAGCCCGAAUGACGAUCCGACGACACCGACGGGCGCGCCGAGAGAAUUGCAGGGCGGGAUCCUCGGCGCCGCGGACGACCAGAUGGCUUACAACCCGACUUGGAAGCACGAGGUGACAUUCGACGUGAUGAACGAGAAGAGCGUCUUGCAGGUGCAGAUCUACGACCGCUCGAUCGAGGAGGAGAUGUUCCUCGGCGUGUGCGAGAUCCGGCCACGGCUCGUCAACAACCAUACCGUCGACCAGUGGUUCCCACUCGUCGCUCGACCAGGCGAGGAUCACGAAGUGACGGGCGAGAUUCGGAUACAGAUUCGCUACGAGAAGUUUGACUCGAAGAAGGGCCUGCAUCCGAACGACUUUGACUUCCUGCGGAUGAUCGGCAAGGGGACGUUCGGUCGCGUCUUCCAGGUGCGCAAGAAGGACACGAAGCGCAUCUACGCCAUGAAGGUCCUCUCGAAGCACGAGAUCAUCGCCAAGAAGGAAGUCGCGCACACGAUUGGCGAACGCAAGAUCCUCCAGCGCUCGUCCGACUCGCCCUUCCUCCUCGGCCUCAAGUUCUCGUUCCAGACCGAGACGAACCUCUACCUCGUCAUGGACUACAAGAGCGGCGGAGAGCUCUUUCACCACUUGCAGAAGGAGGGCAGGUUCACCGAAGACCGCGCGAGGUUCUACACCGCCGAGAUCGUCCUCGCCUUCGAGCACCUCCACAAGUUUGACAUUGUCUACCGCGACCUCAAGCCUGAAAACAUCCUCCUCGACGCGACGGGCCACAUCGUCCUCUGCGACUUUGGCCUCUCCAAACCCGACCUCCCUUCCGACGCCCUCACCAACACCUUCUGCGGCACGACCGAAUACCUCGCGCCCGAGGUCCUCCUCGACGACAACGGCUACUCGAAGAUCGUCGACUUUUGGUCGCUCGGCGUCUUGCUGUUCGAGAUGUGCUGCGGUUGGAGCCCGUUCUACGCCGAGGACACGCAGCAAAUGUACAAGCUCAUCUGCUUCGGCAAGGUCAAGUUCCCUCGAGGCGUCAUCGGCGAGGAUGGCAAGCAGUUCGUCAAGGGCCUCCUGAACCGCAACCCGAAGCACCGACUCGGCGCACAACGCGACGCCGCCGAGCUGAAGGAGCACCCGUUCUUCAAGUCGAUCGACUGGGACCUCCUCGCCCAGCGCGCGAUCCCGCCACCGUUCAAGCCGUACGUCGACUCGGACGAAUCGGUCGCCAACUUUGACCCCGAGUUCACCGAGGCCAACUUGUUCGACGAGGCGCCUCACGACGUCGAGUUCGACGACUCGGACCCGUCGGCGGAUUGGCUGGACCAUGCGAGCAAGAUUGGCAGGCGCGAGGUGGAGAAGGAUGGAGGGGCCGCGCCGGUCGAGAUUCGACAGCAGACGAGGUCGAGGCCGUCGGUGCAGCCGCUGACGAGCUCGGUGCAGGAGAACUUCCGCGGCUUCACCUUCUCCGGCGAGAACGAGUCGAUGCUUCACAACUCUGCGGCAUUCGGUCACUUGCGGUUAGACGACGACGACGCACAAGAGCGCAAUGGCGACGCGUCGCGAAGGUCGUCCGGCUCGCUGCGACGCUCGAAGGGAGGACACGACGACGACGAGUGGGAAGACGAGCGCUAG
Molecule: messenger RNA, 2958 nt
Organism: Rhodotorula toruloides NP11
Lineage: Eukaryota; Fungi; Basidiomycota; Microbotryomycetes; Sporidiobolales; Sporidiobolaceae
Product: AGC/Akt protein kinase
Exons: 8
Coding region: 1-2958 (985 amino acids)
Biological process (GO): protein phosphorylation
Molecular function (GO): ATP binding; protein serine/threonine kinase activity
Source: RefSeq, a predicted model, not a curated record